Salvelinus sp. IW2-2015 is the source of this 2227-nucleotide messenger RNA. RefSeq names its product protein Shroom2. Gene Ontology annotation, biological process: actin filament organization. Gene Ontology annotation, cellular component: apical plasma membrane; adherens junction; apical junction complex. The record is from RefSeq and is a predicted model, not a curated record. Lineage: Eukaryota; Metazoa; Chordata; Actinopteri; Salmoniformes; Salmonidae. Gene Ontology annotation, molecular function: actin filament binding.
CUGGUCUGCCACAGUAGUUUGGGUCCUGGAUGCUGAUUGGCUAAAACAGAAUUCCAGACGAGAGAGGAGGGGGGCAUGUCUGCUGCCACAGGGUCCCUGGUGACCAGCUCCACCUACUACAGUACAUCUGCCCCCAAGGCUGAGCUCCUCAACAAGAUGAAGGACAUGCAGGAGGACGAGCUGGAGGAGCUGGAGCAAGACUCAGAGGACGAACUGGACAUCGACCUGGCCAGCAAGAAGCAAGAGCUGAUUGACAGCCUGAGUAAGAAGCUGCAGGUGCUGCGCGAGGCCAGGGGGAGCCUUCAGGAGGACGUCCACGAUAACAACUCUCUGGGGGACGAGGUGGAGGCCAUGGUGCAGAGGGUUUGCAAGCCCAACGAGCUGGACAAGUUCAGGAUGUUCGUGGGAGAUCUGGACAAGGUGGUCAGUUUGCUGCUCUCCCUGUCCGGCCGACUGGCCAGGGUGGAGAACGCUCUCAACAGUCUGGAGGAAGAUACCACACCAGAAGAGAAGCGCACCCUGUCAGAGAAGAGGAAGCUGUUGAUCAGACAACACGAAGACGCCAAAGAGCUCAAGGAGAACCUUGACCGGCGGGAGCGCCUGGUUUACAGCAUCAUGGCUGCUCACCUCAGCCACGAGAGCCUGGCAGACUACCAGCACUUUGUCAAGAUGAAGUCAGCCCUCAUCAUCGAGCAGCGCAAGCUGGACGACAAGAUCAAACUGGGAGAGGAGCAGCUGAAAUGUCUGCUGGAUAGUUUAUUGUUGGAGCAGAGGCUGCUGUUCUGAUGAUUGUUAGUGCAAUCCGAGAUCCUUGGGACGUCCAUACCUUAACCCCUACCCUAACCUUAACCCCUACCCUAACCUUAACCCCUACCCUAACCUUUCAACUUCAAUCGGGUGACAUCAGAGUCGGGAUGUCCCAGGGGUCUCAUUUAGUCUAUUCCUUCUGACAAGGUGAUGUGGUGUACUGACACAGAUUGGCCACUAGAGAGCCUCAGAGAGGUGCUGUUGGACUUGGAUAUGAUGGAGGAUUUUCUGUGUGCUUUGUUGUAGUUGACUGACUGACUUGAAGCCUGUUACAUUUCAGUUCCACAGUACAGACAGGAGCUGUMUUUCUGUGCUGAAAGAAAUACCCCGUUUCUGGAUUUAAAGUAGCUCCUUAGAGGAAUUUGCUUCGCUAAAUGUGUUUGAUUCAGGGAUGUUGGUGAGGCCUCAUGGUAAGGCCUAUGCUCUCAAAUGAUUCUCAAGACGAGGCGGAGCGUCUCUGUUUUAUAUAAUGCGUGUUUGAAAGAUGUAUUUAGUAAUUUAUUGUAGCCUUUUAAAUAUUUACAGAUGACUUGACAUUUCAGGUAAACUCACCUAUAAACCUACGUUGUAGUUAAUUACAAUACAAAAAUGAUAUAUAUUCUUAUUGUGAAGUAUAGGUUUUAUAAUUAGAUCAUUAACAGGGUUUUUCCUCAUUGGGACAUUGCUGGUUUGGUUCAGAAGUCUAAAGUUAUUUUCAUAUUUGCCAAAACAGUACUUGUCUUUCAUCAUAUUACACACAACACUAAUAGCUACAGCACAGAUGUGUCUGUUUUCAACCAAUCUUGUUCUCAGGCCCCACUUCCCGUACAAUAGUAUGGUAUUCCUUGACAAUGUUUAUUUCUUACUCAUGUGCUGGGAUUGAUGGUUACUGGUCUUUUUAAUUCCAAAAGUAUAAAAAGGUAAUUAAACGUUUGAAAUCAGUUCUGGGCAGCAGGUAACCUGGUUAUAGAGGUGAACCAGAGAGUUGCCAGUUUCUGAUAGGAAAAAUCUGUCGGGUAGUGAGUUGGCAUUGGAGGGUUGCUGGAAUCAAAUCCUAGAUGCCAUUGCAUGCCAUUUUUCCCUUGAGCAAGGCACUUAAAACCCUCCCCCACAACAACAGCUCCCUGGGUACCCAGUGUGGCAGACCCCUGCACCACUCCAAAACAUGUAUGUGUAUUUUCAAAGGCAGUUUCCUUUUGGAGGAGUUGGGUUAAAAGCGGAAGGUGCAAUUUACCAAUAAAUUGAUCUUCAAAUCAAAGACCGAAAUAGCACUUUAUAGUCCCAUAAUUCCCAUGGUUAGGGACCUAUCUCAACCUGACGUUGUGCCUGGGCGUCUGCCACUGUGAACACUGAAGGAUUUGUAUGUCCAUGCUUUGUAUAACCAUACAUACAUGCAUUGUACUCUCACAUCAAUUUGAAGACAAUAAACAGUAUGACUGAU